AUGCUUCUUGACCUUUUUUUUUUUUUUUUUGCAUGUCAUUUUGGGGUGGCUGGUGGAACAGUUUGUGUCUAUUCAAUUCACUUUCUCGACUAUCACAAUAUUGUUGACAUGCGACGUGCUGCUGUUGAGCGAACAGAGAAGAACCACAUUGGUUUUGGAAAAAUUAUUCUCUUUGGGGAGCACUUUGUUGUCUAUGGCGCGGAGGCUCUUGUGGCGGGCAUUGACGAGUACACCUCAUGCCGACUGGAGCUGACGAAGGGGCAGCCGGGGAUUUGUGUUGUGGACGGUCGUCCUGCUGUGCCAGGCUAUAUUGUGGAGAAGGCUGAGGAGCAGCGUCUUGCCCAUCGUCUGGUGUUCCGUCACUUGAAUAUUGAUACCAGUGUUGACGGUGUGCGCAUUCAUUUGGGUGGGCCACUUGUUCCAACGAGUGGCAUUGGGGCUUCUGCCAGCGACGUUGUUUCCCUCUCACGUGCGUUAAGUGAGAUGUACGGUUUGGAUUUGACCGAAGAUGAAGUGAACCUCAGCGCUUUCGUUGGAGAGGGUGGCUACCACGGAACACCGAGUGGGGCAGAUAAUACGGCCGCGACAUUUGGUGGACUCAUUUCAUAUCGACGUGUCAAUGGUGUGUCGAACUUUUGUCGUGUGCUCAUUACAAGACCGCUGUUUCUGGUGGUGUGCAGCACGGGUAUUACGACAAGUACCACCAAAGUCGUUGGGGAAAUCCGAGAGCUGAAGGAAAAUAACCCCACAUGGUUUAAUGCCCUAUUGGAGCGCUACAAUGCGUGUGUGGGGGAGGCCAAGGCGGCCAUGGAGGUUGGGAACGUGUUUCGUGUGGGGGAGUUGAUGAACGAGAACCAUAAACUUUGUCAGGAGCUCACCGUGUCCUGUGCAGAGCUUGAUACUAUCGUGAAUUUUUGCUGCGAAAAUGGCGCACUCGGUGCAAAGAUGUCUGGGACCGGACGGGGCGGGCUUGUCGUUGCGUUGGCGGCCGAUGAGGCGCAGCGCGAUGGCAUUGCGGAUGCCGUAAGGCAGCGUUGCCCUGCUGCGAAGUUUGUCUGGAAAUACACUGCGUGCCCUAGAAGUGCC
Molecule: messenger RNA, 1086 nt
Organism: Trypanosoma cruzi
Lineage: Eukaryota; Euglenozoa; Kinetoplastea; Trypanosomatida; Trypanosomatidae
Product: mevalonate kinase, putative
Exons: 1
Biological process (GO): isoprenoid biosynthetic process
Cellular component (GO): cytoplasm
Molecular function (GO): ATP binding; mevalonate kinase activity
Source: RefSeq, a predicted model, not a curated record